Daphnia carinata is the source of this 6986-nucleotide messenger RNA. It is a transcript of the gene spg, whose product is annotated as dedicator of cytokinesis protein 3-like. Gene Ontology annotation, molecular function: small GTPase binding; guanyl-nucleotide exchange factor activity. Gene Ontology annotation, biological process: small GTPase-mediated signal transduction. Lineage: Eukaryota; Metazoa; Arthropoda; Branchiopoda; Diplostraca; Daphniidae. The record is from RefSeq and is a predicted model, not a curated record. Gene Ontology annotation, cellular component: cytoplasm; plasma membrane.
UUCUCGCAUUUGUUUCGACUGCUUGGAAAAGGGGGCAGCUGUUUGUGUGUGUUGUGUUUGUUCUGUUGGUGUUGGUGACAGUCUCCUGAAAACAUUCGUUAUAAUGAAACUGGCAAACCUUUCGUAUUUGUGCGUGUUAUAGUUCACCAUAGCACUUAGUUUUUAUUCACUGCGGGUGAUGUCCCACCAUGUGGAAUUACGUGUCUGAGAAAACUAUCGGAGUGGCUAUCAGCCACUUAGACGGAGCUUCUAUACCUCAUGGAUUGACCUUGCAACUGGGCGAUCUAGUGGAAAUCACUCAGAUAUGCGAAGAUUGGUAUCUGGGCGUGAAUCUGCGCACACCUAGCGUGCAGGGAAUUUUCCCAUGCUCCUACGUUCAAGUGCGACCUACAUCUGAUCAGGAAAGGUGUUGGCAUUACGACGAUCCAGUAGUCGAAGAAGCCACUAACGUGUUGCGAGAAUGGGGCGUUAUCUGGAACCGAUCGUUCGUGAGACGUCAGAGAGAGCAAUGCACGAUGCUCCGAUCGGCCAUUCUGGACCUGAUGGACUGGCGUCGGCAGCUUAUGACCGGCACCUUCACGCUGGAUCAUCUCAGAGAUUUGCGGCUACGCAUCACAUCCCAUAUCGACUGGGGCAACAGGAAACUGGGACUGGACUUGGUGCCGCGAAUCGACGAACGCAUCGUCGGACCCGAUACCCUUGGAGUGUAUCAACUCUACAACGUCCAUGUGACGAGUGCCGAAAAGAACCGCAGUGCCACGUGGAAUUCCACUCUGCCGGCCAGAGGUGGCAAGAAUGCGGAAUCGCGUCCGGCCACUCAUCACUUGUACCUGUCGAUGCGUCACUUUGGCUGCUCGCUCGGCGAAGAUGCCGAGGUGUAUUUCGUUUUGUACGACAUGCAACACUCGCGCUACGUGAGCGAAAAGUUUCUAGUCAAAGUUUUCAAAGAGGGAUUCUCCAGCUACAUCGGCAAAGCCAACAACAGCGCCACGCUUUUCACGGAACUGGGCAGCGCCGAUUUGAAAAAGGAUUUAUAUCUGGUGGUGCAAGUGGUCCGUCUGGGACGGCUGCUCUACACCGAGUCGUCGAAGAAACCGCUCAAUCAGACGUACCGACGUCCUCACGCCGUCGCCGUCCUGUCCCUGGCCGAGUUGCUGGCCGACGCCAACGGCCUUGGCCCUGAAGACGAAGAGGAACGUGAAUACCCUCUGAAAUUGUAUCAAAGCGACGAGAAGGAUUACGGCCUAUGGCAACACGAAUUGAUAGCCAAGAAAUCGACUAGCAAAUUCAGCCUCUUAUCCGGACAAGUUUCUCAAGGUGUGGUCGUCUCGCUGCGGCUGUUGCGUGGGGAACUGGCCGCCUUGCGACACGAGUACAUUCACCUGUUGAAAAAUGUCCCAUUGACUCAGAAACUUGGCUUUCCCGACGUCAUCAUGCCUGGUGACGUCAGGAACGAUUUGUACUUUGUAAUCGAACGGGGCGAGUUCGAACGUGGAGGAAAGACGUCCAAAAACGUCGAGGUUACCGUUCAAGUUUUAGACGAGUUUGGCAGGCCCAUUCAGAACUGCUUGUACGGAGCGUCGAACGCGGAAGGAGUAACGCAACACCAAUCAGUGGUUCUCUACCACAUGAACGGACCGGUUUGGUACGAAAUGAUCAAAGUGUCAUUGCCCAUCGAAAAGUAUUACGGUGCCCAUUUACGCCUUGAAUAUCGGCAUUGCAGCACCAAAGAUAAAACGGAGAAAAGGCUAAUCGGCUUCUCGUUCAUCCCGCUGAUGGACCGCGAUGGAACCGUCUUACCGGACGGACAGCAUCAACUGUUGGUUUAUAAAGUGGAGGACUGUGCCCGCUUGAAAGAUCCGUCCGUCUCCUAUCUGCAGUUGCCCUACUCGACGAAGCAGGUCCAAUCGGCGGCCGUUCAGGCCACUGCGUCCAUCGCCUCAUCGUCUCCAUCCUGUGCGUCGUUUCAGCGCAACAGCCGUGAGUCAGUCACGGUGGCUUUCUACCUUUGUUCCACGAAACUCACUCAGAACGCCAAUUUGCUGUCGCUGCUCAAGUGGAAGUCUCAUCCGGAACGGAUUACCGACACGCUCAACCUGGUCAUGCGUUUGCGAGGGGAGGAGUUGGUUAAGUUCCUCCAAGACGUGCUGGAUUCGCUUUUCGUCAUGUUCUCCGAUUCUGAAGGAAACGCAACGCCCCAUUCCGGAUUGGUCUUUGAAGUUUUGGUGAAUAUUUUGAGUUUGCUGGACGAUAGUAAAUUCCAGCAUUUCAAGUCGGUCGUGGACGCCUACAUAACCGAUCAUUUUUCGGCUGCUUUGGCUUACAAGGGACUGCUGAGUUGUGUCCAGCAGUGUACAGAUCGUGUUCAUACGAGCAGUGAUUGCAAGCACGAACCUAUCCAACAGUGUUUCCGAGCUUUUGAAAUUCUCUUCAAACUGGUUAUCCAAUCACGGCGGCUCUACGCCAGGGCCAUCUUGGAAAACCACGAAGGAGACGAUUUCCGCCAAUUUCUCCAGUCCCUCUUUGCCACUUUCAAUAAAGUCGCUUCGCUCUACAACGAUGCGCUUGUCAACACCCAAGUCGUCUUGCUGCGCAAUAUUUACACGGUGGUGGAACAGCUGAGCCGAAUUCUGAGUCAAGCGGAGGCAGCCAAAUUAUUAUCUUCGCUGAUCGACAGCCUGCCGAAAGAACCGCAUCCGUUGAUAGCCACGGCCAGAAUGGAGCUCGUACUCACCACCGUCAGAGGGCCGCUGUUCACGGAAUCAUCGGCCGCUCGUGCCAUUUUGCUGCCCACCGUCUGCCGCCAGCUGCGGCUUCACUUAUCGCAGCCGUUGGUCACGUCGUUUUGCACGGAAACGCUGGGCCACAUGAUGAAUUUCUAUCGCAACAUGAGCAUGGCCGACGACACGACAGAGGACAACGUCUGGUACCGCGAUGUGGAAACGAUCGCGUUGGCCACGCUGGGCGUUCUCAUCCAAGCCGUGCAAUUAGCUCAGAAAACGGAUUCCAACGUGGGUCCACUGGUCGCGUGCUUGCUCAGCGUGUUAGAACUGCUUGAUCAGGGACAUUACGAUCGGCUGUGGUCUGAAUUAUCGGAGCGCAAGCCACUCAAGGAUUUUCUGUUGCAACUGUUCGCCGUGCUGCGGACGCUGGCCCGUCAGGGAGAGCACGUCUUCCCACUGGAGUGGUCCACCAUGCACUGUGUUGUCAACCGCGUCAUGUUGGCUGCCCUGGACCAUAUGACGCAACCGCUUGUAGCCUACUUUCUCGACUCUGGAUGGUUUGAUAGUCAGUUGUGGAGCAAUUAUUUCGACCUGGCCGUCUCGUUCUUGACGCAGCCCAACUUGCAGCUGGAGAAACGCACAGCUGGACAACGGUUGAAAAUGGUCCGAGCUCAGGGCGGUGAUAUGCGAGUUCAAAUGGGUUUCCAAAUCCUUACCAUGUGGAAUGCCAUCGGUGAUUACAAGAUCCAUUUUAUACCGUCGAUGGUGGGUCCCUUUCUGCAAGUUACCCUGGUACCCGAACCGACUUUACGUCGGGCUACGUUGCCCAUUUUCUUCGACAUGCUCGACUGCGAGCAUCGACACCGCGGCAAUUUCAAACAGGUGGAAUCGGAGUUGAUUGAUAAACUGGACGUCCUGGUGGGAGAGAAUAAGGGCGAUGAUAAUUAUAAGGAACUUUUCAAUACCAUGGAAAUGUUGAGCUCGAUACUGCUGGAAAAGGUGAAAUCGUGCGACGUGACGUGGCAGAAACACGGCAAGGCGUUCAUCGGUUCCAUUACGCGGCUUCUGGAACGACUGCUGGACUAUCGCAACGUCAUGGAAGGAGAAGAGAAUCGAGACAAGCGAAUGAGCUGCACCUUUAAUCUAUUGAAUUUCUACAAAGACGAAGUGGAUCGCCGUGACAUGUACUUACGUUACAUUUACAAACUGCACGACCUCCACUUAUCGGCGGACAACUACACGGAAGCGGCCCUCACGCUCCAGUUGCACGCCGGCCAAAUGGGCUGGUCCAGUCAAACGAUGCUGGCCGACGGUCAUCACUCAUCGCAAAUGGAAUGGCAACGCAAAGAGCAACUUUACAUGAAGAGCAUCGCGUACUUUGACCGUGGCAAGUGCUGGGAAAAGGGCAUUCCGUUGUGCAAAGAGCUGGCCGAUUUUUACGAGACGCGCCUAUACGACUAUGGCAAACUGUCUCAUGUACUGCGCAUGCAAGCUGCAUUCUACGACCAUAUCCUGACCCAGUUGCGGCCCGAACCCGAAUACUUUCGCGUUGGUUUCUAUGGCCAGGGUUUUCCGCUGUUCUUGCGCAAUCGGCUGUUCAUCUACCGCGGUUUGGAGUACGAGCGGAUCGGCGCGUUCACGCAGAGGCUCCAGACCGAGUUCCCCACUGCCCACAUUUUGACGAAGAACACGCCACCGGGUGACGCCAUCCUGACGUCGGAGGGCCAGCACAUCCAGAUCUGCAACGUGAAACCCGUGGCCGAGGAUCACCCCGUCUUCGACGCCGGACUCGUCGGCUUUCACGAGAAGAUACGCAGCUAUUACCGCGUCAACGACGUCCGUCGUUUUCAAUUGGACCGGCCCGUCCAUAAAGGACCGGUCGAUCGAGACAACGAGUUCAAGAGCCUUUGGAUUGAACGCACUUGGCUCGUUAGCGAGCAUCCGUUGCCGGGCAUUUUGCGGUGGUUCCAGGUGAUUGAACGUCAUGUCGAAGAGAUUGCCCCAGUUCAAUAUGCUUGCGAAACAGUCUUAUCGGUAAAUCGGGAACUGCAGCAGCUGGCCUCGCUGCAUGCUGCCGAGCCGCGCCGUAACAUCAACCCUUUCAGUAUGCGACUCCAGGGCGUUAUUGACGCCUGCGUCAUGGGUGGAAUAGCAAAAUAUCAAGAAGCUUUUUUCAAUUCGGAUUUCUUGGCCAGCCAUCCGACCCACCUGGAACACGUCCUGCAGUUGCGCCAGUGCAUCGUCGAACAGGUGCGCAUCCUCGAAGCGGGUCUCACUUUGCACGGCAAGCUGGCACCGCCGGAAGUGCAGCCACUGCACAAGAGGCUGGUCGAUUGUUUAGCUCAAAUGAAACAGCGUUUGAAAGAGUGGGGAUUCCCUUCCCCGGACACGGGCGCAGCCCGUUACGCCAAUAGUCAAACGACGACGCCUUUGGGCCAUCAUCACCGACGUGCCGACAGCGACGCCGGGAUCGAGUACAGCCCGGCCAAGUUGAACAACAGCAACGCGUUGCUCAAUACGUCGCUACCGACGGCUUCGGACCGCGUGAAAGCGCAGCGAUCUUUGAUGGCCGGCGGCCCGCCCAGCAAUCGUUCAUCGAGUUCCAGCAGCAGUUUGUACGGCCACCUGACCGUCGGCGAAGUGGGCAGCGAGGACGAGGAAGAUCUGUACUGCAAGCCGUCGGAAAUCCUGGAGAAACUACAAGCGGCCAAUACGGCCGGCUCUGUGCCAAUUCAACCCGUUCAUUCAACGAAUUCGACGACACCGAGGUCAGCCGGAGGCAGCGCUGCAACUUUGAGCCGGGCCAAAUCUCCGCGCUGGGCCAAUGAGUACAUUUUCUUCAGUCCAGCUUCUCUGCGCGAUUCCGGUUUCGGUACGGAUCGCGAUUCGUUGGGCUCGAAUAACCCGGUCACGACGCCGACGAUAACUAGGACUCCGUUGAGCAGCAAACUUCCUCCGACCAGCCUCACUCAGCAAUCGCGCCACACGCAUUCUUCGCCGAACGUGCACGACACCGUCGAUGCGACGUUGAGCCGAACUCCGCCCCGUCAGAUCGCCCCGCCGCUGCCUCCCCGAUCGUCGAAGUCGUCGUUCGACGAGUCGUUUGUUGGCGGCGAUUGUGCGUCUCCGCCUCCCAUCCACCCGAAGCGAGUGCCAAAAAAAGGUCAGCCAGCCAUCAUCCCGUCGUCGCUUGUUAUGUCCCCGGAAGCGUUGGAAUGCGGUACGAUGCGGCAUCAUCGGCCACCUCCCGCCCCGCCUCUGCCGCCUAAAUCGGGGUACACCGCGCCUCCGAUGUCACCGACACCGGGAACGUUAGGCCUCCCUCCCGUGACGGGCCCUCCUCCGGUACCGCCUCACGGUCGUCCAGCGAUAAACAACAGCACGUCAUUUUCAAAUCCACUGGAUCUCGGCAGCGGAAGUGGCAGUUUGGUCGACGAAGUUUGUAGUUUAUUGGCUGCUUCCGGCUGCCAGAUGAUGUCCAAUGGCAAUAACAAAAGCCCUAGUCCUCCCGCAUCAACCCCGCCCCCUCUCCCAGUCCUUCCACCUCCUGAUGAAUCACUCUAUUCUGUAGAAACAGCCUAAAACUUGUAAGCAGGCCGGGAUGAGUCGGUACACACCUUAUCGUGGUGUUUAACAAAGGACAGGAUCUGCCGUAUUUCCUAGCCCCCCCCCCCUCCCCGACGUCUAUCCAAAGAAGAAAUCCCCUGCGUUGUUUAGGUCUUUAUGUUUACCUUUAGGUUAUUAGCAUUAUUUUUCAAAAUGACUAUACUCAUAUCAAAAUAUUCCUUGACGUUCCGUAUCGGACUUUGCGUCCUGUUUAGGCUCCAACGUAUGUAGUGCUGUGUCUAAUUAUUAUGCCCCAUCGAGUAUUAUUAAGGAAGAAUGUAAGUUCCUGUCCUUGUGUGUUUGACAUAUCACAAUGUCUGAGUGUAGUCUUCCAUUUCUAUAUAUUCUCGGCAGUUGUUUGAACAUCUAGACGAAAUCAACGACUGAAGAGUUUCCUCAAAUAGCAUUUGCAUAUUUUUCUUGUAUUGUAGCGAGUUGAAUUUCGACAAAUCUGCAUGAACGAUAGACGCCAAAUCGGAUAUUUCGUGCAGGUCAAGGUUGAAAUCCAUUUGUGUCGCGGCUUGAGAUCCAGUCGCGACUCACGUGUCCCAAACAGCUUAUUAUCGGAAAGAUUUUAUGUAGAUGUGCAUUUAGAAAUGUAGGCUAAAAAUAAACGAUGACAACAAACCUUGAACUUCUGCGAGAUUUGGCAACAUC